Molecule: messenger RNA, 231 nt
Organism: Diabrotica balteata
Lineage: Eukaryota; Metazoa; Arthropoda; Insecta; Coleoptera; Chrysomelidae
Source: the annotation of a GenBank genome assembly
AUGAGCAAUAGCUGCGAAGCCUUGGUUAACGAGCUCGAGGGUGAAGAAGGGGAAGAAGAGGAAGAAGAGGAAGACGUGGAAGAAGAAGAAGAAAAGGAAGAAGAGAAAAAAGGGAAAGAGGGGGAAGAAAAGGAAGAAGAGGAAGAAGACAAAGAAGAGGAAGAAGAUGAAGACGAGGAAGAAGAGGAAGACGAGGAAGAAUCUCUACUUAGAUGCACCAAAAAAUUUUAA